AUGGCUGCCAAACCCAAACCUGGAACUGUGCGCGUUGCUGCAGUACAGGCCGAAGGCUGCAACUUCGACCUGCCCGCUGCCGUGCAGAAGACCUGCGACCUGAUAGUCGAGGCUGCUGGGAAAGGAUGUGACUUGGUCGCCUUCCCGGAAGUCUGGAUCCCCCAAUAUCCAGGCUGGAUCUGGCAGCGACCCAUCGACUUCGAAAUGGUCUCUGAGUAUAUGAAGCACAGCCUCAAGCGGGAUUCACCCGAGAUGCGUACCAUCCAGGAGUGCGCCGCCGCCAACAAUAUUACCGUCUGUUUGGGAUAUUCCGAGAAUGACAAUGACUCGCUUUACCUGUCACAGUCAAUCAUCGGCAAGGACGGAACUAUCAGGAUGCAUCGCCGCAAGAUUAAGCCAACCCACGUCGAGCGCACGAUCUACGGCGAAGGCAGCGGUGACUCGCUGAUGAAUGUCGUCGAUGAGCCUGAUGUCGGACGCGUCGGCGCCUUGUCCUGCUGGGAACACUCGCAGCCUUUGCUCCGCUACCAUACCUAUUCUCAGGGCGAGCAGAUCCAUGUGGCGGCGUGGCCGCCUAUGAAUUACUAUAGCUCGUUCCCCGCUGGUAGCGCGUUGUGGUCGCAGUGCCGUGAAGGUGCUCACAAUCUCUCAACUACACAUGCCAUCGAGGGAAACUGCUUUGUCGUUCUGGCCUCCUCAUUCUACACUGAGAAAGGCAUUGAGAGGAUGAAGUUAGGUGAUGGCAAGUUAUACCACAUUGGAGGUGGUGGUUGUGCAUGCAUUAUUGGUCCUGACGGUCAUAGGUUGACUCAGGAUCUGGGAGAGGAGGAAGAAGGUCUUGUCAUUGCUGACUUGGACUUCGAUGAGAUCAAAAAGGUCAAGGCCAUGCUAGAUGUCCACGGUCACUAUAGUCGUCCUGAUCUAUUGUGGUUGGGCGUUGAUAAGCGGGAGAAAAAUCAGGUUCGUGUUGAAGAAUAG
Messenger RNA from Aspergillus costaricaensis CBS 115574, 978 nucleotides. RefSeq names its product carbon-nitrogen hydrolase family protein. Gene Ontology annotation, molecular function: catalytic activity. NCBI's taxonomy places the organism in Eukaryota, Fungi, Ascomycota, Eurotiomycetes, Eurotiales, Aspergillaceae. The record is from RefSeq and is a predicted model, not a curated record. The coding region runs from base 1 to 978 and encodes 325 amino acids. The transcript is spliced from 3 exons.